GACACCAAGCACGCAUUGAUUCGCUAUCAUCCGCUCUUAAGACUUGCCACUUUGGUUAAGAAGUUAAGUAGUUUGUUAAAUAAUUCGAAGAAAAGAAAAUACAGUGUUUGUUGUAAUUUUAAAUAAAGUAUAUAAAUAUAUAUAUUAGCUUUUCUGCCUGCGAUUGAAUCGUUAGAUUUACACACAAAAAUAAAAAAAUCAAAGGAUACAAAAGUUAAGACAAGAAGCUCUUUCGAAAAGUUUUGUUUGAAAAGUUUCGAAAAAAAUCAACAAGCAUAUACAGAAAAACCGUUAAGGAUAUCAAUUGGUCGAUCCUGUGUUUAAUAGCAAAUAAACCAAUUUUGUGUGAUUUCUGGAGCUGCAUAGACGCAAAUCACCGUUAAAGCAAACUACUUCAAAGUUUUUUAAACAGAAAAUUGGCAAGAAAAUUAAUUUUUUCCAACCGUUAUAAUCGUGAAAUAAGCAGUGAAAGUGCGCAUCGUAGGCUUAUUUCUGAGAACAGUUACUAAGUAAAAUAAAAACAACAAAACUCAACAUAAAACUAUAAACAAAAGUGUUUACACUUUGCGAUAAAUUUUGAAUUUGCUUCAUAUACGUAAAUUUGUAAAAAAAAAAACAAAAAACUUACAAAAUGAUGGCCGUAGCUGCUGCACAAAAGAACCGCGAAAUGUUCGCUAUCAAAAAAUCCUACAGUAUUGAGAAUGGCUAUCCAUCACGCCGUCGCUCGUUGGUGGACGAUGCACGCUUUGAAAGUCUGGUUGUUAAGCAAAAUAAACAAACCGUGCUGGAGGAAGCGCGCCAAAAGAACAAUGACGAAGCCACUUUGGAGCAAUGCAUCCAACAAGCUAAAGGCGCUCCUCUUGAGCAAGAAAUCGAAUUGCAAGCCGAUCAGUCAGUCGAAAAUGUCGAAAUUCCAGCUGAAGUACAUGAAAUCUCAGCAGAAAUCCUCAAUGAAACCAAUAACGCCUCAUUGGGCGCUACUGCACCGGGUGAGGGCAACGGCAAUGGCAAUAACACCAACAACUCAAAUGAUGCCGGUCUUACCGAGGAGGAAGUAUUGCUUGCCAAUGCCGCCGCCGAAUCGACCGAAGCGGAGAAUGCCAUGCAGAGCGCUGCAAUCAUUGUACGCCUCAAGGAGGGCAUCUCUUCGCUGGGUCGCAUUUUGAAGGCGAUCGAAACCUUCAAGGGCGCCGUACAACAUGUUGAGUCGCGUGUCUCCCGCGAACAGGGUGUUGAGCAUGAUGCACUCAUCAAGGUCGACAUGACACGUGGCAAUCUAUUGCAACUCAUACGCUCAUUGCGUCAAUCGGGCUCGUUCAAUAGCAUCAGCUUGUUGGCCGAACAUAACAUCAGCGUAAAGGCACCAUGGUUCCCCAAGCAUGCCUCCGAAUUGGAUAACUGCAAUCAUUUGAUGACCAAAUACGAACCCGAUUUGGAUAUGAACCAUCCUGGUUUUGCUGAUAAAGUCUAUCGUCAACGUCGUAAGGAGAUUGCCGAAAUCGCUUUCGCUUACAAAUACGGCGAUGCAAUCCCACACAUCGAAUAUACCGAUGUUGAGAUUAAGACUUGGCGUUCGGUGCUCUUGACAGUCAUCGAUUUGUCGAAGAAACACGCCUGCCAGGAGUAUCGUGCUGCUUUCCAGAAAUUGCGCGAUGAGGAGAUCUUUGUCGAACACCGUCUGCCCCAGUUACAAGAGAUGUCAGACUUUUUGCGUCGCAACACCGGUUUCACACUCCGGCCCGCUGCCGGUCUCUUGACCGCACGUGACUUCCUCGCUUCGUUGGCAUUCCGCAUUUUCCAGAGCACACAAUAUGUGCGUCACGUCAACUCACCAUACCACACACCCGAACCUGACUGCAUUCACGAAUUGCUCGGCCAUAUGCCACUCUUAGCCGAUCCCAGCUUCGCACAGUUCUCGCAAGAGAUCGGUUUGGCUUCGUUGGGUGCCUCCGAUGAUGAAAUUGAAAAAUUGUCCACUGUCUACUGGUUCACCGUUGAGUUCGGUCUCUGCAAGGAACACGGUCAAGUGAAAGCCUACGGCGCUGGUCUGCUCUCAUCCUACGGUGAACUUUUGCACGCCAUUAGCGACAAGUGCGAACAUCGCGCCUUCGAACCAGCCUCCACUGCCGUUCAACCCUACCAGGAUCAGGAGUACCAACCCAUCUACUAUGUCGCCGAGAGUUUCGAAGAUGCCAAAGAUAAGUUCCGUCGUUGGGUGUCGACCAUGUCACGUCCAUUCGAGGUGCGCUUCAACCCACACACAGAACGCGUUGAAAUUUUAGACUCCGUCGAUAAGUUGGAUACGUUGGUGCAACAAAUGAAUACGGAAAUCCUGCAUUUGACAAAUGCCAUUGCAAAGUUAAGGCGUCCAUUCUAAGUACAUAUACAUACAUAUAUAAUUCUUUAAAACUACUCUCCCUCCCACACA
Molecule: messenger RNA, 2428 nt
Organism: Ceratitis capitata (Mediterranean fruit fly)
Lineage: Eukaryota; Metazoa; Arthropoda; Insecta; Diptera; Tephritidae
Gene: ple
Product: tyrosine 3-monooxygenase
Exons: 7
Coding region: 632-2377 (581 amino acids)
Biological process (GO): dopamine biosynthetic process from tyrosine
Cellular component (GO): axon; perikaryon; cytoplasm
Molecular function (GO): iron ion binding; tyrosine 3-monooxygenase activity
Source: RefSeq, a predicted model, not a curated record